Peromyscus maniculatus bairdii (prairie deer mouse) is the source of this 1586-nucleotide messenger RNA. NCBI's taxonomy places the organism in Eukaryota, Metazoa, Chordata, Mammalia, Rodentia, Cricetidae. The record is from RefSeq and is a predicted model, not a curated record.
GCUCCGCCCACCGCACCACCCGACCCGGACUCCUGACCUCUGACCCCGCGACCCCACGCCCGACCAUGACGUCCCCCGCGCCCGCCACCAUCGUGCUCGACCCCUCGGGGGCGGCGCCGCUGUGCCCGGCCCUGGGCCUCUACCUCAAGCCCAUCGCGCGGGUCUCCAUCUCGGUGUCGCUGCCGCCAUUGCCGUCAUCGCCGACGUCAUCGCCGACGUCAUCACGGGGCCGCGCGGUGUCCAACUGGGAGGUGAUGGAGCGGCUGAAGGCCAUGGCGGCCGGGGCGGGGCCGGCGACGUCACUUCCGGGGGCGGUGACGUCACUUCCGGCCUCGCCCUUCGCCGCCCUGCGCCUGGCCCGCAGCUCCCAGCAGGCCGUGCGCUUCGAGGGCGAGCUGGAGCACCGCGGCCUGGUCCCCGCCUGCCUGGCCCGGCUGGACGGCCGCGCCAUCAAGCUCAGCGGGGUGGCCCAGGCCCUGCGCGUGCGCGCCGCCGAGGCCCCGCCCCCGGCCCCGCCCACACCCCGGACCGCCGGAAGUGACCAACCCGGAAGCGGAAGUGAACCCGGAAGUGACGGCGAGCCCUACGACACCAUCCACCUCCAGGGCCUGCCCUGCCGCUGGUUCGCCCCGCGCGGCGCCCAUCCUGGGGUCGCGAACCCGACCCGGGGUCACGGAGGUCAACCAUCCGGGGCCCCAUCCGGGGUUUCAUCCAAUUCCGGGGUCAUCGGCGGGGUCACGAACCCGCGGGGUCAUGGCGCCCAGGCCUCCCCGGCCCCCAAUCCGGCCAAAACUGGAUCCGGAUCGACCAAUCCCGGCGCAGUUCCUGGAGCUUCUGGUGACGUCAUCCCCUGUGACGUCAUCUCCGGUGACGUCAUCACCCGUGACGUCAUCGCCCGUGACGUCAUCACCCGUGAUGAUGUCAUCACCCAUGAUGACGCCGUCGGCCCCGGUGUCCAUGAGGCCGGCGGUGGCGGCGGCGACGUCGACCCCGGUGUCCAUGAUGACGGCGCCGACCCCGCCAUGACCCCGACCCCGGGCUCUGGGGUCGCCGCUGGGGUCACACUGGGGUCAGGGGUCACCGCGGCGGGGUCGGGGGUCGCGUCCGAGCGCCCCAGCGAGGCGAUCCUGCGCCAGGCCUUCGGGGCGUUCGGCGCCAUCCGGCGCGUGGACAUCCCCAUGCUGGACCCCUACCGCGGGGAGACGACGGGGUCGGCGGGGUCAGGGGUCACCGGGGUCACCGGGGUCACCGUGGGGUCGGGGGUCGCCGGGGUCGCGGGGCCCCUGGGGUUCGGGCCGGGCGGCCCGCUGCUGUUCGAGGCCUUCGUGCAGUUCCGGGACCCCGCGGGGUGCGCGCGCGCCAUGGCCGCCCUGCGCGGGGUGAAGCUGAUGCUGCGCGGCGAGGACGGCAAGGCCGCGGCCUGCAACUUCAAGGUGACCCUUGACGCCACCCGGCACCUGAGCGACGCCGCCAUCCGGCGCCGGCAGCUGGAGCGGCAGAAGCUGCGGGAGCUCGAGCUGCAGCGCGAGGAGCAGAAGCGGCGGGAGCGGGAGGCCGAGGCGCGGGCGCGGGCCGAGGAGCGGUGA